Molecule: messenger RNA, 1190 nt
Organism: Aethina tumida (small hive beetle)
Lineage: Eukaryota; Metazoa; Arthropoda; Insecta; Coleoptera; Nitidulidae
Product: serine/threonine-protein phosphatase 6 catalytic subunit
Exons: 5
Coding region: 167-1081 (304 amino acids)
Biological process (GO): G1/S transition of mitotic cell cycle; peptidyl-serine dephosphorylation
Cellular component (GO): cytoplasm
Molecular function (GO): protein serine/threonine phosphatase activity
Source: RefSeq, a predicted model, not a curated record
UUAAAUAACUUUAACGCAAAUAUUUAUACAUUUUAUUCUUUUAAAUCCUAGUAGUUUUUGUUAACAUUUAAGUCGGCAGUUAAGCGUGAGCGAUUACUUUAUUACCGACAAUUCAACAACCGUGUUCUGUGGUCUUCUCCCUUUGACAGACUGAAACACAACAAACAUGUCUUCGGAGUUGGAUAACUGGAUAGAAAUCGCCAAGGAGUGUAAAUAUUUGCCCGAAAACGACUUGAAGAAAUUGUGUGACAUCGUAUGUGGCAUACUACUGGAGGAGUCCAACGUUCAGCCGGUUUCCACACCUGUCACAGUUUGUGGAGAUAUACAUGGACAGUUCUACGAUUUGGAAGAGCUGUUCCGGAAAGGUGGGCAAGUCCCUGAUACGAACUAUGUGUUCCUCGGCGAUUUUGUUGACAGGGGUUACUACAGUUUGGAAACAUUUACAAGAUUGCUCACUCUUAAAGCCAAAUAUCCAAAUAAAAUCACUCUUCUGAGAGGUAACCACGAGAGCAGACAAAUUACUCAAGUAUAUGGAUUUUAUGAUGAGUGUAUGACCAAGUACGGAAAUGUUAAUGCUUGGAAAUACUGUUGCACAGUAUUUGAUUUGUUGACUGUUGCUGCCUUAAUAGAUGAAAAAAUUUUAUGUGUUCAUGGUGGUCUGAGUCCUGAUAUAAAGACUUUGGAUCAAAUACGACUGUUGGAGAGAAAUCAAGAGAUUCCUCACAAAGGUGCUUUCUGUGAUCUUGUGUGGUCUGAUCCCGAGGAAGUGGAUGCCUGGUCAAAUAGUCCUAGGGGUGCUGGAUACCUUUUUGGAGCCAAAGUUACACAUGAUUUCAUUCGCAUUAAUGCACUGUCACUUAUAUGUAGGGCACAUCAAUUAGUACAUGAAGGUUACAAAUAUAUGUUUGAUGAAAAAUUGGUGACUGUAUGGUCUGCACCCAAUUACUGUUAUCGAUGUGGAAACAUCGCUAGUAUUUUGGAAAUCGAGAGCACUGACAAAAUCGAACCGAAGCUUUUCCAGGCCGUUCCUGAUUCUGAAAGAGUAAUACCAAAUCGAAAUGUUACACCGUAUUUUUUAUAAAGCAAUAUUACUUAAUAUAAUCUCGUAGGUUUAAUACCGCUGUUUUUAAAUUUGUUUUCUAUUUUUGUGUAUAAAUAGCUUAAAUAAAUUUUUAAGACUUCGUUUUUAA